AUGAAAGGAUUCGCGUUGGAGCAGAUAACAGAUUUCACUGAUUUUACCAGAGGCGGCGAUUUGACAGAGUUUUUAAAGCAAACUGAUAAUGUGUUUAAUAUGAAUAACUGUCGUUCUUAUCCUGUCCGGGUCAGCCCAGAUGCACAGCACAUCCACGCCAUUCUUCAAAAACCAAAGCGGGGUCUGGUGACUUUUGACAGGAUCCAGAGAGUCGCUGUCGCUCAGAGCCCCAGCUAUUUGGACACGGGCUCCGCCCUGUCGGUUCCGAUAGUGGAGCUGUUAUAUUUAGACAGCGGCAGCAAAAACAGCUCGGCGCUGGUCGCGGUGAUUCUUCAAAACGGUAAAGCGGAGUUUUGGAAAUACUGGGAGAGAAAAGCUGGAAGGGAUUUGUUGCAAACUUCAGACGUGUGCAACAGCUCCAGCGCUAAAGUGGUUUCAGUUUGCUCCAGCGCCAAGUUCAUAAUCUGGUGUGAAGAGAGAGCCGCUUCAGAAAGCGUUUCAGCUUUCCCCGCAGCGCGUAACAACUUCAGAUACUGCAUCUGCAAAAGAACUUACGAGCGCGAGGAGCGGGGUGUCCGCUUAGGGGGUGUUAAAAUAUCCUUACACAACAGCCCCUGUUACAGGGUCCUGGCAUCGCGGGGAAAUGUUUACCUGCUGCCAGACAAUCAGGAGGCAGCCCCUGGCAACGGCUCCAAAUUCUUCCUCACUUGGUCCCCUAAACAGGACAGGAUGACUGUCAGCAGUGUGUGCAAAGGAGCACUGCUGAGCAAAACCCUGCACUCUACCAGAAGGGAUUCUGAUUACAAGACAAUGAUUUCAGAGUGCAUUGGAAUACUGGCUACAAUCAGACCACCAGAAAUCUGUUCCAUUGCCCCUACCAGCUGCGGUGGGCUGCUCUUGGUUCUCAGCUCAGGCUACAUUAGUUAA
Polyodon spathula (Mississippi paddlefish) is the source of this 927-nucleotide messenger RNA. Its product is annotated as Hermansky-Pudlak syndrome 6 protein-like. The transcript has a single exon. Gene Ontology annotation, biological process: protein localization to membrane; organelle organization; lysosome localization. Lineage: Eukaryota; Metazoa; Chordata; Actinopteri; Acipenseriformes; Polyodontidae. Gene Ontology annotation, cellular component: lysosomal membrane; BLOC-2 complex. The record is from RefSeq and is a predicted model, not a curated record. The coding region runs from base 1 to 927 and encodes 308 amino acids.